AUGGAUCCACUUUCUAUUGCGGCUGGUACUAUUGGCAUUGCAGACGUCUGUUGGCGUGUUAUCAAAUAUCUCAAAGACCUUCCUGCAGCCGUUGCGGGCGUUCAGAAGGAAAUCGACAGCUUGAUCGCAGAGGUUGAGUCCCUACGGACUGUUAUUCGGUCUGUCGAAGAAGCAUUUGAAGGAAGUUUCGCCAAAUCAUCAAGUGAAUCCCCACUGAGGGCAGCCAACCUUCAGAGCUUGUGGAAAGACUUCAAAAGGAGCCUUGAAGGGUGUCAAAACCUUGCAACUGACCUUGAACACCUGGUUCAGGAAAUAUACGGUAAAAAUGGUGCCAAAGUCACCAGCAAGCUUGAUGGAUUGAGCAAAGAGAACCGCAGGCGGGACAAGGCUGCCGGUUUGCAGAGGGUCCGUGAAAAGCUCUCGACUGAGAAAGACAACCUCCAAAUCCUCCUUACCGGAAUCAGCUUAUAUAAUCACCAUGUCUCACAAGAUACCCUGGUUCAAAUGUCCAAGGACCUUAGGUCUUUGGACCAAGAUUUUAAGACACAAAUAAUGUCCCUGGAAAGAAGGAUCCAACUGUCUGAUGGUAUCGGGACGGAGCCGGACCAAGAAGACAUAUCAAAACUGUCCAGAAUCAAGCAGUUCCGCAGUUCUGUACGAUCUGUCGCUGCAGCAGUUUCUAUCACUACUCCAAAUAAGUUCUUUGACGUUCCUCAACCGGUUAGCAGCUUUUAUACUGGGCGAACGAUGUACUUAGAGCAACUUCAAAAUAUACUUUUCUCCCCGGUGACUCUAGGGUUGGCACCUAAACAGCUUCGAUUUGUUAUAUAUGGCAUUGGCGGUUCGGGGAAAACACAGUUCUGCUCAAAGUUCGCGGAACAGAACCGAGACUGCUUUUGGGGAGUCUUUUGGAUCGACGCCAGCUCUCAUGAACGAAUUAGACAGACAUAUGCUGAGAUUAGCAAACUUGGAGAAGUUGAACCAAACCAUAAUGCUGCAAUGCACUGGCUCUCCAACCGCGAAGAGCGAUGGCUAUUGAUUAUGGACAACGCUGAUGAUCCUCAUAUUGAGCUAUACGAGUAUUUCCCUAAAGGAGAUAGGGGCUGUAUCAUUAUCACAACACGGAAUCCUGCGCAUAAGGUAUAUGGCAAUAUGGACCCUGGUUUCUUCGAGUUUCAAGGCAUGGAGGACGAUGACGCACAAGCUCUUCUCCUACGAGCUGCUCGACUAUCUGAACCUUGGGAUGCAGAUUCUUCCUCGUGGGCAAUUAAAAUCACUCGGCAACUUGGGUUUCUCGCACUCGCACUAAUUCAUGCUGGUGCUGCUAUACGAAAUGGCUUAUGUACCCUGAAAGACUAUCUAUCAUUCUACGAUAAGAAUUGGGAACGUAUCCGACGCACUCGCAGGCUAUCAAUCGAUUCCGAAGAUCGACGAGAUGAUUAUAUGAGUGCUCACGCAACAUAUGAAGUCUCCUAUAGUGGCAUUGCAAGAAAAGGGACCGAGUCUUCGGAAGAUGCCAUACAAUUACUUAAGAUAUUUUCCUUUUUAUACUUUAAGAACAUUCGAUUUGAUAUCUUAAAGAAGGCAGUGAUUAACUGUGAGAUCGAGAGAGCUGAGCAAGAAAGGAAAGAUCGACAGGAGGCAGAACGACCAUUGACCUGGCAUCAAAAAUACAAAUCCAUGCAGUUGGCCGUAUUGAGUUAUUUGAUGCAAGACCGGAGCCCGCCUGCGCUGCCACUCUCCAUUCGAGAAGGCAGAGCUUCCGGUUUUUUCGACGAGGUACGAAUACGCUACGCACUGAGAGAACUCAUACAAAUGUCCUUGAUUACCCACCAUGAGACCAGUGACAGUUAUUCGAUGCACCCCUUGGUCCAUAAGUGGGCACGGGAAAGACCAGACAUGAGUGCAUCAGAACAGGCUGUUUGGUCACAAGCGGCAGCAACAACGCUGGCCCACUCUAUUCUUCUUCCACCCCUCGGGGAAACAGAAGAUGAUGAAAUUUUUCGCCGAGAUAUUCUCCCCCAUAUCGACCAUGUACAGAAGUGCCUGCAAGGAGUCAACGACAAAAUAAUUGCUAACAGGAGACAGCGUUGGUAUGGACUACUAGAUUGGCCAGGAGCCGAAUCGAGGUUUGGCCGAGAGAAAGCAGUGUUAUAUGCAAAAUUCAGCAUUGUAUUUGCACAGAAUGGACGCUGGAGUGACGCCGAAUCGCUUCAGCUAGCUGUUAAGCGGUAUGCAGAGGGUGUCCUUGGCUCGGAUCACGCUGUCACCCGUCGGAUAACGCUAGCUUUGGCCCUAACCUACUGGAAUCAGGGACGAGGUGAUGAGGCCGCAGACCUGCAAGAUGCAGUUUUGCAGUCCUGCAUGUCAUCCUUAGGUCCUAACAACCAUGAGACAUUGAUGGCCAUGGACCUUCUUGGACAGGCAAGGUGGCAGCAAGGGAGGUAUAGUGAAGCAAGAAUGCUUCAACAACAUGCCGUUGACGGCUUAGUCAAAAUCCGAGGUCCUCGCCAUGAAGAUACCCUCACCGUCAUGGGAAACUUGGGUCGGACUCUUACGAAAUUCUAUGAAAACUUGGAUGAUGCGAAGCAAUUGUUAACGCAAGCCCUUGAUGGAAUGAAGGAAAUUCUUGGUCCUACUCAUCUGAAGACAUUAGCAGUUAAGGAAGAAAUAGCCAUGGUCAACGUGCAAAUGGAAAAACAAUUGACCCAGUCUGCCACGAUAAUUGAGGAGGUCCUUGAAUGCCGCAAGGAGAAAUUAGGCAAGGAGCACCCAUAUACACUUCUUGCCAUGGUUAAUCUAGCACGAGUGAAUAUUGCCCUAGGGUUCUACGAUGAAGCAGAGGCACUCGUACGAAAAGGACUAGAAGUUGCGGAUAGGAACCUCGGUCGCAAGCACAUAGGAACCUUGAUGGGACGGACAGUAUUAGGUGUCAUUUUGACCUGCCAGUCUCGAUUUGAUGAGGCAGAAGAGACUUUGCUUGGGGUGAUUGAAAACCUGCGAAAUCUCUCAUCCUACCGAGGAGAUUUCCAUCCUGACCGUCUAGGUGCUAUGAUUGAACUUGCCAAGUGCUAUAAGCUACAAGGCAGAUACGAUGAGAGCAUUAAUCUCUGCGACGAGACUAUUAAGGGACUGAGCAAGAUAAGCUUGAAAGAGCAUCCACUUGAAAAGAAAAUGAAGAGAUUGAAAGUGGAAUUGAUCGAGAUGAAAAAAAGCAAUAAGGAACGGGAAGCAACUAGCCAUUAG
Trichophyton benhamiae CBS 112371 is the source of this 3246-nucleotide messenger RNA. RefSeq lists its product as uncharacterized. Bases 1 to 3246 code for a protein of 1081 amino acids. The transcript is spliced from 3 exons. The record is from RefSeq and is a predicted model, not a curated record. NCBI's taxonomy places the organism in Eukaryota, Fungi, Ascomycota, Eurotiomycetes, Onygenales, Arthrodermataceae. Gene Ontology annotation, molecular function: protein binding.